Rhizoctonia solani is the source of this 921-nucleotide messenger RNA. RefSeq names its product Retrotransposable element Tf2 protein. The record is from RefSeq and is a predicted model, not a curated record. Gene Ontology annotation, biological process: DNA integration. Gene Ontology annotation, molecular function: nucleic acid binding. NCBI's taxonomy places the organism in Eukaryota, Fungi, Basidiomycota, Agaricomycetes, Cantharellales, Ceratobasidiaceae. The coding region runs from base 1 to 921 and encodes 306 amino acids. The transcript has 2 exons.
AUGAUUGAUUUGUUUUCCAAAUUUGGACAUUUCAUACCCACCUCAAAGAAGGUCACGGCAAAGGGGUUGGCGGACUUAUUUGUAACGCACGUCUGGAAACUUCAUGGACUCCCAAUCAAGACCAUCUCAGACUGCGGAACCACCUUCACAGGGAAGUUCCUUAGGGCCCUCUACCAAAGACUGGGAAUUAAGCCAUUGUUCUCCUCAGCCUACCACCCAGAGUCAGAUGGACAGACGGAACAGGUAAAUCAGUUCAUUGAAUUCUACCUCUGCUCCUAUGUAGCCGCAGACCAUUCAGACUGGGCCACAUGGUUACCCUUGGCAGAAUAUGCUUACAACAAUGCCAGGCACGCGUCUACAGGGAGGACACCCUUUGAACUAAUCUAUGGAAAAAACCCGGUGAUGAACCCCUCCAACGUGCCAACCAACGUCCCUGAGGUGGAUCAAUUGGCGGAUACCCUGACCAACAAAUGGAAGGAAGCCAAAGCCGCACUCAGAAUGAGCAAGGAAAGGAUGAUCAGGAAUAAAGGAACCAUACCAAUAUGGCUGGAUGGCAAAAACAUGGAGCUCAGAACCAACUCCAACAAACUGGACCCUAAGAGAUUAGGCCCCUUUGAGAUCUUAGAAAAAAUAUCCAGCCACACUUACUGCCUGAAAUUACCAGAAACCCUGAAAAUCCACAACAUCUUCUAUGUGGGGCUGUUAUCCAAAGUCCAUGAAUCUCCAAAUCAGCCGUUCCCCAAGAGACCUCCCCCUGAAACAAUAGAGGGAGAAGAGGAGUACAAGGUGGAACAAAUUAUAGAUUCAAAAAGGCAACAAGGGAAAUGGUUCUACUUAAUUAAAUGGAAAGGUUAUGGACCCAAAGUGUUACACUCUCAAGAAUUAUACCAUUGGAUUCGUCUAUUUUUUCUAUUAUUUUGA